Molecule: messenger RNA, 1962 nt
Organism: Epinephelus lanceolatus (giant grouper)
Lineage: Eukaryota; Metazoa; Chordata; Actinopteri; Perciformes; Serranidae
Biological process (GO): regulation of transcription by RNA polymerase II
Molecular function (GO): DNA-binding transcription factor activity, RNA polymerase II-specific; RNA polymerase II cis-regulatory region sequence-specific DNA binding
Source: RefSeq, a predicted model, not a curated record
UACACCGGCUAACGUAUCAAAAGCUACAGCUUCGCCGUCGAGCUAGGCAAGCUGAAUGUAGCUUCCCACUAUCCACCUGAUGAUCGUUAAUAUUUUUGUGCCGUAGCUCUCCUCGGAGACAUGGACGCCACAGUGUUUGAGCUAAGGUUGUUCAUUCAUCAGCGGCUGCACUCAGCGGCAGAGGAGAUCCUCGGAGAGGUGGAGAAAGCUAUAACGUUAGCUUUGAAGGAACCUCAAGUUAGUCGGUCCCAAGAGGAGGCUGGAAGUCUGCGACACCAGCGAGAGAAAACAGCUGCAGAGCUGUCACUGACCAGCAGCACAGUGGAACAUGGAGAUGAAGGUGAUGCCCCACUGCUACAGGAGAACCAAAGACCCUCAGCACCAGAAGAGUCUAACUUGAGUCUUCGUGCUGAUGUCACAGGAUCCCCUAAAACCAGCGCAGAUGUGGACAAUACUAACUUGAGCUACUGUUUGUUUCAGACAGACUUUAGGAUAUGUGAGAUAAAAGAAGAGCAGGAGCAACUUGAAGUUGACAGUCAAACACAGGAGAUGGUUUUUCCUUCCCCUGAAAUUGUGAAAAGCGAGCAAGUUCAGCUAGAGAUACAAGUAUCAAAUGAGCUGCAGCCAUUCUCCUCAGACAUCUCUCCAGCUCAGAGUGAGAACAAUGACCCUGAUGAGGAUUUGGUGAAGAGCAAAGGACAACAGACCAGAACAAUGAAAAGGAAAAGAAAGAAAUAUCAAGGACAAAGUGGCAGGGUCACAAAGAGGAAAAAAGCAGCACUGCCUCCUAACACACAUUCUGCUGAAAGUGAAAAGCAACAGACUUUUUGCCAUCUCUGUGGCAAGAGUUUUUAUUAUAUUGGCUUUUUGAUGAAGCACAUAAAAAGCCAUGAAGCCAAAUUUGACUGCACCAUUUGUAGGAUGAAAUGCCAGUCUGCAAAGCAGCUGGUAGCUCAUUUGAAAAGCUGGCACAACCAAACAUGUGUUUGUAGGUUUUGUGGCAAGAUUUGUGCCAAAUUCGGGUUUCUCCGGAUCCAUGAAAAGACACACAAAGCUGAAGAGCUGUCACUGACCAGCAGCACAGUGGAACAUGGAGAUGAAUGUGAUGUCCCACAGCUGCAGGAGAACCCAGGACCCUCACCACCAGAGGAGCCUGACAUCAGUCUGAGUGCUGAGGUCCUGGAAUCCUCUCAAACAGGCGCAGAUCUGGACAGUAGUAACCUGAACUACUUUUGGGUUCAGACGGACUUUAAGAUGACUGACAUAAAAGGAGGGCAGGAGGAACUUUGGGAUGACGGUCAAACUCAGGAGAUGGUUUUUCCUCCUCCUAACACUGUGGAAUGUGAGCAAGAUCAGCCAGAGACAGGAGCAUGUGAAUUGCAGCCACUUAGUUCAGACUGCUCUGCAGCUGAGAGCAAGAACAAUGACAAUGAUGCGCAGUUGCUUAACAGCAAAGGAGAUCAGACAAUAAAACAGAAAGGGCAAAGUGUCAGCAAGAAUGAGAUGGACCAAGCAGCGUCACGGCAUAACAAAAGUUCUGCUAAAAGUGUUAGGCCUUGCCAUUUUUGUGGCAAGGGAUUCCAGUACAUCGGCCCUUUGAUGAAGCACAUAAGAACACACCAGCAGGAAAAUGAUUGCACUGCUUGUGGGAAAACAUGUCCGUCUGCACUGGAACUCAUUAAUCAUGUGAAAAGUGAACACAAAAACAUACACAUCUGUCACGUUUGUGGCAAGUGUUUUGACAGUCGCCGUUCUUGCGGGUUGCAUGAAAGAAUGCACUCAAACAAGCAAACAAGUGUCAAGAAUGUGGCAAGACAUUUCACUACAGAGGGCACCUGACUGUGCAUGAGAGGACCCAUACUGGGGAGAAACCAUAUGAAUGUGAUAUAUGUGGAAUAGCAUUCAGCCAGAGCCAGAACCUUAAGAUUCAUAAAAGAAGUCAUUCAGGUGAGAGACCGUAUC